AUGAGCGCUGCGACGAACGCGCCAGGGAGUGGCGAUGAAAAGCCACAGCUGGUCAUUAGACGCAGAGCUGACAAAUCCGACCUGUCUCUGCGUGCCCCAGUUGAGAUUGGGUGUUUCUCCAUGGAUGACAAGCGUGCCAUAUUCAUGGACAGACGAGAGGCUCGUCGCUGCGUGGAAAUUCCAGAUGGCGGCUUGAGAUCACUAUCGUGGGAUUUGAACGAAGGAUCUGCAGACUUUCAAUGGAGAGACGAGGAGAAUAUCAAAGCAGAGGGAAUCAAGCCGCUUCUGGAAUGGAUGACAGAGAACAAUGCCGUUCUGAAGGAGCUUCCGGACACGAAUUUUGUCUUCAAACGGGGAGUCUUGAAACAUGUCCUAACUGCACCGUACGAGUGGGAAGCCAGAUACCCCAAGGAAUGGCGUGUCAAAGUGUGCCGAUUUAGGAACGUCAUUUACAUGUGCACGGAUGGGCAGUUUCCAAAGUGGGAAAGCUUUUCCGAAAAAAGCCCCCGUGAGCAACAGGCGACACACUGGGGUUUCAGAUUUGAAUCCUACUGCACAGCCCCCGUCAAUCCAGAAGUUGAACAGAACAGCAGGCCGAAUGAUACCGCUGGAUUUGACACGGUGGUCUACACGCAACUGGCUGAUCAUUCGUUCAUAUUGUCUGCGGAGGUGGAUGGUGAGCUUGAUAGACCAGGCCAAUCACCACCCACCAAUUAUGUGGAGAUGAAAACUCAGAGAGAACUGUACACGCCGCGUCACAGGCAAACGUUCCAUCGCCAAAAACUGCUGGAGACAUGGGCCCAGUGCUACUGCAUCGGAGCACCAAGCCUUCUGGUGGGGUUCCGAAAUGACGACGGUAUUGUGCACAGAGUCAAGAAUUACAAAACUGCAGACCUACCUGAUAUGUGCAGUGAUUAUUGGAGUAGCUCUGUGUGCCUGAAUUUCGCACAGGACUUCUUCGACUGGCUGUGGGAAUGCAUCGAGGAGACUGACCCUCUGCAAGUGCUGUACGAAGUCACGUUUCAACCACCCUUCUCCAGUAUGACACUACGCAGAGUCAAGCUGGCCGACAAAAGCGCCGCCAUUCUCACUGCAGCGUUUGUGGCAGCGAAGUCAGCAGCAAAAAGUGAGUGA
Sycon ciliatum is the source of this 1134-nucleotide messenger RNA. Its product is annotated as decapping and exoribonuclease protein-like. Gene Ontology annotation, cellular component: cytosol; nucleus. Gene Ontology annotation, molecular function: mRNA 5'-diphosphatase activity. The record is from RefSeq and is a predicted model, not a curated record. Gene Ontology annotation, biological process: NAD-cap decapping; nuclear-transcribed mRNA catabolic process. Bases 1 to 1134 code for a protein of 377 amino acids. Lineage: Eukaryota; Metazoa; Porifera; Calcarea; Leucosolenida; Sycettidae. The transcript has a single exon.